This is a messenger RNA of Fusarium fujikuroi IMI 58289, 777 nucleotides long. RefSeq lists its product as uncharacterized. The transcript is spliced from 3 exons. The record is from RefSeq and is a predicted model, not a curated record. Lineage: Eukaryota; Fungi; Ascomycota; Sordariomycetes; Hypocreales; Nectriaceae. Bases 1 to 777 code for a protein of 258 amino acids.
AUGGACUCCAAAGACCGGCAAUUGUACCAUGUCCCAGCAGGUCCUCUACCCCCACCAAGCUACUCCGAGGCAACUACAACCGAUCCUCUCACCACAGAUGGCUUUGUGUCUCCUAUGACAACAACCUCCAGCCCCGUCGCCUUCAAUGUCUCAGUGUCACCAAUGGCCAUGACCCCUAUAGCCUCUCGAUCGACCGAGUCAUUUACACUACCCCCCGUCACCGAAACAGGUCUCAACUCUCGUAAUCAUAGUACACUCGAGGUAGCACAUUCUCCUCGAGCUGAUUCCGAUUGCCUUCCCCAGGCCGUCAUGCACGAUGCGCCCGAACUUGCCCUCGUGGAAUACGCCCAUAAUCGCGACAACUUACCUAUGAGUAUAACAUCACAAACAAAUAUCGAAUAUGCAUCUGGUUUGGAAGUCAUACCUGCUCCUCCUAGAUCGAAUACGGUGACACCACUACAUCUCCUUGGGGAUCAACCUGAAGCCAUUGAUUGUCCGUUCUGUCUACGCCGAAGUGAAACAAUAGUAAAGAAGAAGCCUUCCAGCACAACUCAUCUACAAGCUGUUGCGCUGCUUAUGACCACAGUCUGUGGAGCAGUAGCUCCAUACAUGGCAAAGUGGUCAUUCGAUAUUGAGCACAUCUGCGACAACUGUAAAAAUAGGGUCAUGUACAAAGCAAAAGGGAAGGAUAUCAGAAUUUGUAAAGCACCGGAAGCUUGGAAGGAGGAGUCAAAAUACCCCAGUGUUAAUACUAGUAUGAAUCUGGUUACUGAGUAA